AAAUGAUAAGAAAGUUAGAAUCUGUAAAUGUUGUGGUCGUGAAUGCUCAACAUCUCAAAAACUUCGUGAGCAUCUUAAGCGAAAAAAUCUAUGCAAACCAUUACAAGAAGCUAACCAACAACCCAUUAAAGAGAAUAUUCAAAAACCUGUUCAAGUGGCAAUCCAAGAACUUAUUCAAAAGAAUAGAGACUAUAUUAGCCAGGAGAAGGCAAACAAAUGGGUAAAUGUCUUAAAACAAAACUUGGAUGACUGUAUGACUCUCUGUCAUGAUCUUGAACAAUACGAUCCAGAA
Racocetra persica is the source of this 292-nucleotide messenger RNA. The record is from the annotation of a GenBank genome assembly. NCBI's taxonomy places the organism in Eukaryota, Fungi, Glomeromycota, Glomeromycetes, Diversisporales, Gigasporaceae.